Pseudo-nitzschia multistriata is the source of this 859-nucleotide messenger RNA. Lineage: Eukaryota; Bacillariophyta; Bacillariophyceae; Bacillariales; Bacillariaceae. The record is from the annotation of a GenBank genome assembly.
UAGUCAAACAUCAUUGCCCAAGAUCUACCGGUGCUAAAACACAUCAGUAUUGACCCACUGCAAUCAUGGCUACGGCAACUACGACGAAGACGACAAACGACGGCAGGAGUAAUUCCGUGACCACAAACCGAAAAUCCCGGAAGCGUUCUUCGAAGGACCGCGAAGACGACAACGACAAUGGCAACGACAACGACAACGGCAACGACAAGAAGAACGUCGAGCAAGCCCCGAAGCUCACCUCGUCGACACGCCGACGGAAUCGCAAAAAACGACAAAAAACCUCCCGGGGCAACGACCCCGGGAAACCGCUCGCCGGCUUGGUGCUCUCGGUCUCCGUCCUAAAGGACAGCGCCGCCGUAGCCAAGGCGAAGGACGGGCCCCUGGGCGGGACUGGCAACGGCAAGAGCGCUCCUACAGCUUCUCCCCCGAUGUCCUACAACGACGUGUGCCGGUCCUGCCGAAACCUGGGGGCCGACGUCGUCGACCUCGUGUGCAAACGGGUCGACCUCCUUGUUUGCACCGAGGCAGCGGUGAGGCAGGCCACGCAGCGGGUGCGCAAGGCACUAAAGAAGAAGAAGCCCCUCGUCUCGGUGGGCUGGCUGGAGGGUUGCCGGGCGGAGGGCCGCGCGGUCGACUACGAGGGCUACCGGCUCGACGAAACGGCACAGGACGCGGUGCGGAAGCGGCGGGACGCAUCUGGGAGUGGCGGCGACGCCGGCGACGACACCGAAGCGGAGGUUCUUCCAGACUCCGGGUGGACGGAACCGCAAGAGCUGGGGUAGGUGGAUUGUUCGAUGCUGUCCUUCGUUUCUGGACUGGUUCCUUCUCUGUUUCGUUCGUUGCGGGGGAUUCACAUUUG